Molecule: messenger RNA, 3843 nt
Organism: Cornus florida
Lineage: Eukaryota; Viridiplantae; Streptophyta; Magnoliopsida; Cornales; Cornaceae
Product: probable LRR receptor-like serine/threonine-protein kinase At3g47570
Exons: 5
Coding region: 55-3624 (1189 amino acids)
Biological process (GO): protein phosphorylation
Cellular component (GO): plasma membrane
Molecular function (GO): protein binding; ATP binding; protein kinase activity
Source: RefSeq, a predicted model, not a curated record
UAUAACAUUUUGCUUAGCCUUUCUUGUUUGUUAAGUCGUCCAUAAGUCUUCCACAUGAAACUCAAACUCAUGGAGAGGACUAGCUUCUUUUUUUCUGUUGCAUUGUUGAUACACUCUCGUUGUUCUAUGGUUUGCUUGGCUAGGUCCAUUCUUCCAAACUCAACUACCGAUCAAUAUGCUCUGCUUGCCUUCAGAUCCCAUAUCACUUAUGAACCUGAAGAUGUAUUAGCCAAUAAUUGGUCUACCACUACCCCAGUUUGCAAUUGGGUCGGUGUCUCUUGCGGUCUCAGGCACCACAGAGUCACAGCCUUGAAUCUGUCUCUUAUGGGUCUCCAAGGUACCAUCGCUCCACAUCUUGGAAAUCUCUCAUUCCUGGCAUCACUUGACAUUAGUUACAACAAUCUCAAAGGGUAUAUACCUGAAGAGUUGGCUCAUUUGCGUCGAUUAAAAGAAAUCAAUUUGGGGCUCAACAAUUUGAGUGGAGGGAUUCCAUUAUGGUUUGGGAUUUUACAAAAACUCCAUAAGUUGAUACUGUAUAACAAUAGUUUCACAGGUACUGUUCCAAAAUCACUAUGCAACAUCUCGAAGCUACAUAUAUUGGAUAUCUCAAACAAUUCUUUACAAGGAAAUAUUCCGGAAGAGAUUGGUAAUCUUUCUAAACUGGAAGUAUUACGCUUGUACUUUAACAAGCUCACAGGUGCCAUACCAUCGACCAUCUUCAACAUUUCUUCUUUGAGAAGGAUUAGUUUGGGAGGCAAUGGAUUGUCCGGAAGUUUGCCUGUAGAUAUGUGCAACAAUCUUCCUAAGCUUGAAGGAUUUUAUGUUACUUGGAAUCAACUUAGCGGGCAAAUUCCAUCCAAUUUAUACAAAUGCCGGGAGCUCCAAGUUUUAUCAUUGUCGGCCAAUGACUUCAAUGGUAGGAUACCUAAAGAAAUUGGCAACCUAACCAAGCUCAGGGUGUUGUAUCUUGGUGUAAACAACUUGAAAGGUGUAAUUCCAUUGGAGAUAGCUAAUCUUCAACAUCUAGAACUAAUCGAUGUGAGGAGUAGCUCUCUAACAGGAACCAUCCCAUCUUCUAUCCUCAACAUUUCAUCAUUGCAAGUUAUAAGCUUCUAUAACAAUACACUAUCUGGAAGCCUCCCAGCGACCAUUCAUUACAACCUUCCCUUUCUUAGAGUGCUAGAUCUUUCUUCAAAUCAACUCACAGGUAGUAUAUCCAAGAAAAUUGGGAACCUUACUUCAAUCAAAGGCCUGUAUCUUCAAUACAACUACUUGACAGGUACUUUACCAGAUGAGAUUGGUAACCUUAAUCUCGAGUUUCUUUAUGUCAAUGGAAACACUUUGACUGGCACCAUUCCGUUCAAAAUAUUUAAUGUGUCAACAAUGAAACGCCUUGCCCUGUCAGACAAUUACUUCUCAGGCCAUCUUCCUCUGGACAUGGGGGUUAGGCUUUCUAAUCUUGAAUACCUUAAUCUGGGUGGCAAUAAACUCGGUGGAAAAAUCCCAAGCUCUAUCUCGAAUGCUUCUAGGCUAAUCAUCAUUGGCAUGAUCUCUAAUUCAUUCACUGGAUGUAUACCCAAUACGCUUGGUAGUUUAAGAUUCUUGCAGUAUCUCGUCCUUGGCUCAAAUAGUUUGACCAGAGAAUCUUCUACCCCGGAGUUGAGACUUUUCUCUUCUUUAAUGAAUUGCAGACAAUUGAAGCAAUUGAGCAUAUCAUUAAAUCCCCUAAACGGCAUACUUCCAAAUUCAUUGGGAAAUUUGUCUUCCUCGCUUCAAGCCUUUGAUGCAUUUGGAUGCCAACUCAAGGGCAACAUCCCAACUAGAAUCGGGAAUUUUAGCAACUUGUAUUUCAUAGACUUAAGAAGCAACCAACUGACUGGACCUAUCCCAAAAACAAUAGGGGCAUUAAAAAAUCUCGAAAGUUUAUAUCUUCAAAAUAAUAGAUUGCAUGGAUACAUUCCAGAUGAUUUUUGUCGGUUAAGGAGAUUGGGGGACCUACACUUGAGUGAUAAUAAGCUAUAUGGACAGAUCCCUACGUGCUUGGGCGAGCUUAAGUCUCUCAGAUGGCUCUACCUUGACUCCAACAAAUUGACUUCCGGUGUACCGCCAAACUUGUGGAGCCUUGAAGAUCUAUUGGCUAUAAACUUAUCCUCAAACUUUCUAAGAGGUUAUCUACCAUUAGAUAUUGGAAAUUUGAAAGUUAUAGGAUCUAUAGACUUGUCAAGGAAUCACUUGUCAGGUACAAUCCCCAACACCAUCGGAGGAGCUCAGUCGUUAGUUUCUCUCUCCUUGGCGCACAAUAAAAUGCAAGGACCUAUUCCUCACUCGCUGGGCAACUUGAUAAGCUUGGAGUUGUUAGAUCUAUCAGGUAACAACUUUUCUGGAGUUAUUCCCAAAUCCUUGGAGGCACUCAGGUAUCUCCAAUAUUUCAAUGUGUCUUUCAACAGACUAAAAGGAGAAAUUCCUACGGGAGGACAUUUUGCCAACUUUACAGCCAAGUCAUUUUGGCAUAAUGAUGCACUGUGUGGUGUACCACGAUUGCAAGUUUCCCCGUGCAAAACCAACAAGAAUCCGCAAUUUGCUAUUCUAAAAUAUGUUUUACCCUCUGUUGCAUUUGCAAUUCUUGUUGUGGCCUUUGUAUUUUUGUUGAUGGGACGCCGAAACCAGAAGAUCAAAUUGCAGACCCAAGCAGAUUUGUCUUCUCUUGCAUGGAGGAGGGUUUCGUAUGAGGAACUUCUACGAGCAACAGAAGCAUUUAGUGAUACAAACCUAAUCGGCAUAGGGAGUUAUGGUUCAGUAUAUAAAGGAGUGCUCUUGGAUGGGAUGAGUAUUGCGGUAAAGGUUUUCAAUUUGCAACUAGAAAGAGCCUUCAAGAGUUUUGAUGUCGAGUGCGAACUAAUGCGCAACAUUCGUCAUCGAAAUCUAAUUAAAAUUAUCAGCAGUUGCACUAACUUGGAUUUCAAAGCCUUGAUACUAGAGUACAUGCCUAAUGGGAGCCUCGAGAAGUGGUUGUAUUCUCACAACUGUUGCUUGGAUAUCCUCCAACGAUUAAAUAUCAUGAUAGAUGUUGCAUCAGCCUUAGAAUAUCUACAUCAUGGUCAUACAACACCCAUUGUUCACUGCGAUUUGAAGCCCAGCAAUGUCCUCCUCGAUGAAGACAUGGUUGCACACGUUGCUGAUUUUGGAAUUGCAAAACUCUUAAGUGAAGGGGAUCUUAUGGUACAAACCAUGACCUUGGCAACAAUUGGGUAUAUGGCACCAGAAUAUGGAACGGGAGGAAUAGUAUCUACAAGAGGUGACGUCUACAGUUACGGUGUUAUGUUGCUAGAAACAUUCACGAGGAAGAAGCCGACGGAAGAAAUGUUUGCUGGGGAGAGCUUGAAGCAUUGGGUGAAUGAAGCAUUAAUGGAUGGUUCAAUCAUUGGAGUUGUGGACUGUAAUUUGAUGGGAAGAGAAGAAGAAGAUUUCUCUGUGAAGGAGCAAUGUGUAUCAUCAAUCUUGGGUUUGGCCAUGGAAUGUUCAAAUGAUUCACUUGAGAAAAGGAUCAACAUCGAAGAAGUCUUGGUUAGACUCAAAAAAUUUAGGGUCUCCUUUCUAGCAAAUAUUGGUAGGACUAGAAUUUAAAAGCAAUCAAGAUUAUUAUGUAUUAGGUUUAGUAAUAUUAUGUACUUCCCACAUUAUUUCCUGUUAUAGUGAGGCUAAUAUCUUCUUUUUAUUUCACAAUUUAAUCAAGAAAAAAUGUCUCUAUAUAUAUAAUCAAAACUGAAAAAACUACUUCAAUUUGAGCAAACUAUGCAAAUUGAAUUUGAAUAUUUAAAUUCAAAGUCAAUUGAAAAAAAAAAA